GGGGGCAAAGCGCCUCGCGCCGAGAACUCUGCGCCUGCGCAGUGGUAUGUAGCGGAAGCGCGUGCGCGGUGACGUGGGAGGGGGGGUGGUGGUGCGCGCGCAGUCUCUUCAGCUGGCUGCAGACACACGGUGUGCGAGCGGAGCGGAAUAACCCGCCCCCCACCGGGAUGUGAAGGACUCGGGGUGAGCUCUACUGCACCCAGUACGGUAACUCUCGGGCCUGGGUGGAGGGCAUUUGUUUAGUACUGGCCCGAUAGGGGCUUUCGAGAGUUCGAAGCUCCUGGGUAUUUUUUGACUCUGCCGAAGCACUCAGCGGUGAGAGCUUCGCGCGCCCUACCCAGGCCGGGCCCGACGCGGGGGCAGCCUUGGGUGCGCGCGCUUCUAGGCCCCCGACCGAGACUGCGCAUGACACCUCUUGCGCGCCCCCGUUCCCACUUCCGGACUGCACUUCUGACGAACUGGAAAAAUCGACGCCAAAGGGAUCGGCCACGAGGCGGGCGGGGUGAGAAGCGCCCUAGGCGCGGCCCUGCCCUCGCGUGCGUGGGGUGCUGCGCGGCGUGGCACGGUCUGCGUGACGACACUCUCUAGAGUGUGAGUCUCUUACGAUUGUGGGCAACGCUUUGAACCAUAAGUGCAAUAAGCUCCACAUCGGGCAUCCGAAUCGCUGAGAGGGGACGUUGGUAAUCCUGUUUUUCGUUGAGGCAGAGCCUGGCUUUGACACCUGUGCACACGUCUCUUCUUACGAGUAAUACCAGAACUGAUUCUUUGAGGAGUAGCCAAUGUACAAAGAAGGAGCCGUCGGCUGCUAGCUGAGAGCUACUGCUCCAGGCUGUUUGCAGAGAAGAUGCUUUGAUAGGAAUUUCCUCUUCGGGAGUGCCUGAUAACAAUGAAAUCACAGGAUGGUGAGAACACAGGACGGGCUGUUUCAAUUGUGUGUUGUCUACAGUUAGUUCAAGAGAGAAUUUACUACUGAAGUUAUUAUGGAGCAACAGCAGGUUGCAUUGGGUAAUCAAGAUGGUGGGACUAUAUCAGCAGCAGCGCCUGCCUUUUUUGUCAUCUUGAAACAGCAGCAAGGAAAUAGUAAAACUGAUCAAGGCAUUUUAGUAGCAAACCGAGAUGCCUGUGCUUUAGCCAGCAGUGUGUCAUCACCAGUAAAAACUAAAGUCAAGACAUGCCUUCCAGCUGAUUGUACCUCAGGGGGCAUCACUGUCACCCUGGAUAACAAUAGCAUGUGGAAUGAGUUCUAUCAUCGAAGCACAGAAAUGAUUCUGACUAAGCAGGGAAGACGCAUGUUUCCUUACUGUCGUUACUGGAUAACUGGCUUGAAUUCAAAUUUAAAGUACAUCCUUGUAAUGGACAUCUCUCCUGUGGAUAACCACCGUUAUAAAUGGAAUGGCCGCUGGUGGGAGCCCAGUGGCAAGGCAGAGCCUCACGUCCUGGGGAGGGUGUUCAUUCAUCCAGAAUCUCCUUCUACGGGACAUUACUGGAUGCAUCAACCAGUGUCUUUCUAUAAACUGAAACUUACCAACAAUACAUUGGAUCAGGAAGGGCACAUUAUCUUACACUCUAUGCAUCGUUAUCUGCCACGGCUUCACCUGGUACCUGCAGAAAAGGCUACAGAAAUUAUACAGCUAAAUGGCCCUGAUGUCCAUACCUUCACCUUCCCGCAGACUGAGUUCUUUGCAGUGACAGCUUAUCAGAACAUUCAAAUUACCCAGUUAAAAAUAGAUUACAACCCAUUUGCCAAAGGGUUUCGGGAUGAUGGAUUGAACAGCAAACCUCAGCGAGAUGUGAGACAAAAGAACAGUUCAGACCAGGAAGGGAGUAGUGUUCCCAGUUCUCCUGGUUAUCGAGGCCAUCUUACUGAAAGUGAUGGAUCAGAGAUACAACAAAGUGUCCCAGAUACUGAAUUGAGUGGCCAUGAGCCAUCAGAGGUAGACUUGGAGAAGGCAUCCUUUAAUGCAGAACGAGAUUUUCUUGGUUUUCUAAAUUCUGGUUUGACUUCUGAUGGGAUUCCACAACUAAAGCAAGAAGCUUCUGAAAGUCCUGUUGCCAGUAGUUUUGAAGACAACUCUCAUGUAGCAUCACCAUUAGACCCAAAUGAAAACUUUAAUGUGGUCAUUAAAGAAGAACCCCUAGAUGAAUAUGACUAUGAACUUGGUAUGUGCCCUGAAGGAGUUACAGUAAAGCAAGAAGAUACUGAUGAAGAAACUGAUGUGUAUUCAAACAGCGAUGAUGAGCCCAUACUGGAGAAACAGCUAAGGCGCCAUGGAGAAAUAGAUGACUCAGAUGUUGACCAUUCUGCCAAACGGCCACUCAGUAGCCCAUCGGGUGUUGCUAAAGCCAAAAUGUUAAAACUAGAUAGUGGCAAGAUGCCAGUGGUCUAUCUAGAACCUUGUACUGUAACUAAAAGCACAGUAAAGAUCUCUGAGCUACCUGAAAAUAUGUUUUCUCAAAGUCGGAAAGAGAAGUCUCCUGUAUUGACUGAAUUAGACUAUAUGCCUGCAUAUAUGGAGAAUUCCAGGAAAGCUAGCUUCUGCUUAUCCAGAGAAAUAGAAAAAGAACUUAGGAAACAACCACCAGAGCUCAGAGCACCACAGAAAUACUCCUGCCUUAAAGAUCCUGAUUGGAAAUAUUCUGAUUUGGGUGAAAACAGCACAUCAAAGACACUUAACACUAAUCCUAGAAGCUUAGAUGGUGAUUUUUUUUCAGAAAAAGAUGACUUGGGCAGAAAGAGAACAACUGUGUUAAAAAUUACAGGGGCUCCAAAAGCCUCCAGUACUACUCAGAAUGUCACUCCAAGUGUUCCCGGAAAGAGAGGAAGGCCCAGAAAAUUUAAACUCUCCAAGGCAGGGAGACCACCUAAAAGUACAGGAAAAUCUAUAACAGCCAACAAAACUGCACCUGUGGGACCUUCGAGUGCCUUUCCAGAUGUGAAGCCUGAUCUCGAAGAUGUAGAUGGUGUCCUUUUUGUUUCCUUUGCAUCAAAGGAAGCUCUGGACAUUCACACAGUUGAUAGAGCAGUUGAAGAACCCACCAAUCUUCAGGAUUCUGCCACAAGUGAUCCAGGUCGAAGAGCAAGGAUUUGCCAGCUGGAACAGGAGUUGUUAGAAGAUUUGAAGUCCUUGAGGCAUAAACAAGUGAUCCAUCCUGGUCUUCAAGAAGUGGGUUUGAAACUGAACUCAGUGGAUCCAACAAUGAGUAUUGACCUUAAAUACUUGGGGGUACAGCUGCCUCUGGCUCCUGCCACUAGCUUUCCUCUCUGGAACCUUGGAGGAACCAAUCCUGGCUCUCCGGAUCCUGGAUUUCCUUUUGUUUCCAGGACAGGGAAGACCAAUGACUUCACGAAGAUCAAAGGGUGGAGAGGAAAGUUUCAUAGUGCUUCUUCCUCUAAGAAUGAAGGUGGCAGUUCAGAGAGUUCCCUGAAGAAUCGCUCUGCCUUCUGUAGUGACAAACUUGACGAAUAUUUAGAAAAUGAAGGCAAGCUAAUGGAAACGAGCAUGGGCUUUUCAUCAAAUGCUCCCACGUCACCUGUGGUAUAUCAACUACCAACCAAGAGUACUAGCUAUGUACGAACAUUAGAUAGUGUUCUAAAGAAGCAAUCUAUAGUUACCCCAUCCACAUCUUACUCUUCGAAGCCUCAUCCUGUACCUUCUGUCCCUCGUAAGACCAAGUCUCUCACUAAACAAGCAGUUUCCAGUGGCCGAACUAAAUCAUCCUAUAAACCCAUUUUGCCGUCUCCUGUUUCACCAAAGCAGAAAUCAUCUCAUUUAGCUCCAGGAGAUAAGGCCACCAAGACUUCCCCAAAUAGCAUGUUGGAAAGUCAGGGGGAAAACUUCAUUGGACCAACUGUGGAUGAAAAUGUGUUGCCAAAGCAGAUCAAUCUUAGGCAGGCACAUCACCAACAGCACCCAGCAACUCGUCCUCCAGGACUGUCUAAAUCUCAGGUGAAGCUGAUGGACUUGGAAGAUUGUGCCCUGUGGGAAGGGAAACCACGGACCUACAUCACUGAGGAGAGAGCAGAUGUGUCUUUAACGACUCUGCUUACAGCUCAAGCCUCUCUCAAAACUAAACCCAUCCACAAAAUUAUCAAGAAACGAGCUCCCCCCUGCAACAAUGACUUCUGCCGACUGGGCUGUAUAUGUGCUAGUCUAGCCUUGGAGAAACGCCAACCUGCUCAUUGUCGUCGGCCUGACUGUAUGUUUGGCUGCACCUGUUUGAAAAGAAAAGUUGUGCUUGUUAAAGGAAGAUCCAAGAAAAAGCGUUUCCUGAGGAAGACUGCUCGAAGAGACUCAGUAUUUUCUGGCACCCUUGAGGAUCAGAAAAAGGAAGGAGGAAAAGAAGUGACCAGGGAGGAAGAUCGGUUGAGAGAAAAAAAGAAGAGAAAGAAGGUGGAAUAUACUAUCUGUGAUACGGAACCAGAACAGCCCAUUCGUCAUUAUCCCUUAUGGGUGAAAGUAGAAGGCGAGGUAGAUCCAGAGCCAGUUUAUAUUCCAACACCUUCUGUUGUUGAGCCCCUGAAACCAACAGUUCUGCCUCAUCCAGAGAGUUUGCCUACCAGCAGCAAGAACAAACUUACCAAUGGAGUUAAACCAGUGCGUGUGUAUACUCCCAAACCCAACCCUGUGAUUCGAGAAGAAGACAAAGAUCCUGUAUACUUGUACUUUGAGAGCAUGAUGACUUGUGCUAGAGUUCGAGUAUAUGAACGGAAACUAGAAGAAGGGGAGCAACCAUCACCAUUGAGGCAACAAAACUCAUGCCAAUCUAGCACUAAGAACUAUAGCGCAAAGGAACAUGAUUCUGAACAUCAACCCAUGAAGCAGAAUACUUAUGAAAUGGAGAAAGAUAUUGAUAAAUCAGGAGAAAAAAGCUGGAGGUCCUCCUGCAAUGAAGGGGAAUCAUCUUCUACCUCGUACAUGCAUCAGACUUCCCCUGGUGGGCCCACCAAACUGAUAGAGAUCAUCUCAGACUGUAAUUGGGAGGAAGAUCGAAACAAGAUCUUGAGCAUUCUGUCCCAGCACAUCAAUAGCAAUAUGCCACCACAGUCCCUCAAGGUGGGCAGCUUCAUAAUUGAGUUGGCUUCUCAGAGAAAGAGUCGGGGUGAAAAGAACCCUCCCAUUUAUUCUUCUCGGGUGAAAAUAUCUAUGCCAUCAUGCCAAGAUCAGGAUGAUACCGCUGAAAACUCUGACUCAGAGACUCCCGAUGGUUCACCAUCACACAGAAAAGUAGAUGAUACCACCUUUGAACAGACAAAUGCCCUAGAAGCACUGAGGGAAAAAUUGCAUGGAGGCAAAGCUCUGCCUUUCUAUGCUGGACUUUCUCCUGCAGGGAAGCUAGUGGCCUAUAAACAAAAACCCAGUUCAAGGACAUCAGGACUAAUAGAGGUAGCAUCCAAUGCCAAGGUGGCUGCAUCCAGGAUACCACGCACCCAGGUGCCUUCGCCUUCCACUUCCCAAACGAUGUCCUCCAGCACUACAACAGCCUCUACGAUGACGACUCUGAAGGCGUUCGUCCCGGCACAGAGGCCAAUUGAAAGUGCUGCUCAGAUUCCAGUGGCUACCUCUCCAGUCUCUCCUAGCCCAGAAAAGCGUGCUGGACCUCGACUACUCUUGAUCCCUGUGCAGCAAGGUUCUCCUGGUCUUCGACCCCUCCAAAACAUGCAACUUGUUCAGGGUCAGAGGAUGCUCCUACAACCUGUCAGGAGCCCUAGUGGAAUGAACCUGUUCAGACACCCCAAUGGUCAGAUUGUCCAGCUUGUUCCUUUGCAACAGGUGCGGGGCUCUAGUACACAGCCCACCUUACAGCCUGUUAUGCUUCGGAACCCAGGGUCUGCAGUAGGAAUCCGCUUACCUGCACCUUCCAAACCUCCUGAAACAACACCUUCUUCUGCCUCUCCUUCAACUUUCUCAACCAUGAAUCCCAUGAUUCAAACUGUUGGCUCUUCUCCACCUAUGAAUUUAAUUACUCAGGCAUCAUCUGUGCUUUCCACUGUGCCUAGCUUUGUGUCUCAAGCUGGUACUUUGACCUUGCGGAUAUCCCCUCCGGGAGCAGGCAGCUUUGCAAGUCAGACAGGCUCAGAAUCCAAAAUAACUUACAGCUCAGGUGGGCAGCCAGUUGGCACAGCUAGUCUCAUUCCUCUGCAGUCUGGUAGUUUUGCUUUGCUGCAGCUUCCAGGACAGAAGCCAGUUCCCAACUCAAUUAUUCAGCAUGUUGCUUCACUGCAGAUGAAGCGAGAGUCUCAAAAUCUGGAUCAUAAAGAUGAAACAACUUCCUUGAAGCAGAACAGUCAUAAAAAGGCUUUACGUUCAAAAGAGGGAGUUGUCAGAGAGCCAGAGAAUGAUUUAGGACUGGCAGCAGAAUUACCUGGUAGAACUGAGGUACCUUUGACUGAUACAGUAAAGCAAAACCAAGCUGCUACUGCUUCUGAGGUAGCCCAGAAAGAUCUCCAAGAAGGUGGGGGUGGUCCUUCAAGUAAAGAUCCCCUUUUACAAGAGGACAUUCCUGCUGAUGUCAUAUCCUCAGACCACUCCUAUAUCAGUGGGUCACGGGCAAAUGAAAGCAAUAAAGAAGUUGAUGAAGCGAAAGAGAAUUGUAAUCUCAGUGGUUCAGAAGAAAAAAUGAAUGAGAUUCUAGAAGAUAAAUGUAUUCCCCAAGAAGUCAAAAAUAAAGCAGUUCAAACAAUGAAUAAUGUACAGCUGAAAAGCUCUAAUGUUCAGGGAGAGACGUCUCAGCUGAGAAACAUAAAUGAGGAGCAGAAAGGUAUAAAGAACCCAGAAGAAAAACUGAUGAACAGUGACCUUUUAACUAGCUCUAAGGAAGACAAAUUAUCCAGGAGUAAAGUGGUGCAGGAAGAGGUGACAAUACAGCCUGAAGCAAAAGAGAAGGAUUGUGUGACUUCCAUAGAGAAAAAAGACUCGACAAGAGAAAGUCAGGAAAACCACCUGAAGGAGAAUUUGAUCCAGAAAUGCGAUGAUAUUUCAAAAGAACAUGUGCAAGCUGGAGAUGAGCAUUUGACUGAAGAAACUGAAACAAGUCAGGAAAACCCUAACGUUCUUGGUCAAAAGCAAGGCUCUUCUGGCUUAUUGGAGGAAAGUGAAAUUGGUAAGAGCACUAGAAAUUUUAAUGUCGAGUCUGAUACUUGGAACAAGAUUCCUAAUUCUUCAGCCUUUUCCAUUGUUCCUCAAAUGGUUGAGAGAGCCGAAAAAGGGGAUAAAGUUGUCCAAGGUCAUUUGCUCAUACCAGGAGAACAAAUACAACAACAUCUAAAGCAAAGGAAGAAGGGUGGGAGAACCAUUGUUGACCUCCCUGUUUCAGAUGUGGAAGAAGAAGAGGAAGAGGAGGAGGAAGAGGAGAAAACUGAUGAUUCUGCUGAUGAUAUGGUUGAUGGCAUCUCUGACUACCAGAGUGAAGAAGUUGAAGAAGUAGAAAAGAAUAACUCUAUGGAUUACACUGAAGAAGAAGAGCAAGUAGACAUUGAAACUGUUGAGGAAUUUUCAGAGAAAAUUAAUAUUGCUCGCUUGAAGGCCACAGCUGCUCAUAUGCGUUCUUCUAAGCAACUGUGCCAUAGCCAUGUUCCUUCAGAAGAGAAAGCACCUGAGAAGAGUCGAAAGGACCCACCAAUUCCUGUAAAACUGAAACCUGAAUUCUGGAGUGAAAAACUACAAAAAGAAGCAGAAGCUUUUGCUUACUAUCGCCGAACACACACUGCCAAUGAACGGCGUCGACGUGGUGAAAUGCGGGAUCUCUUUGAGAAAUUGAAGAUAACAUUGGGUUUGCUUCAUUCUUCUAAGGUCUCCAAAAGCCUCAUUCUCACAAGGGCCUUUGGAGAGAUCCAGGGACUAACAGACCAAGCAGACAAAUUGAUAGGGCAGAAAAACCUCCUAACUCGAAAACGGAAUAAUCUGAUCCGCAAAGUGUCUUCUCUUUCAGGUAAGACAGAAGAAGUUGUCCUGAAGAAGCUGGAAUACAUUUAUGCCAAACAGCAAGCAUUAGAAGCACAAAAGAAAAAGAAGAAGAUGGACCAGGAUGAGCCUACUGUGCCCCCUCGAGCAGUCAAACAGCAGGAAGGAGCUUCUACAUCCUCUGUAGAGCUGGGGCAGGUGGUUAUGACCAGCAGACGAGGGAAGCCAUUAAUACUCGCCAGGAAAAGAGCACCAUCCACAGAAAAGAUUUCACCUUCUCACACAGUACAUAAUACUGCCAGUCUUGUGAUGACUCCGCAAGGGCAAGUGCUCACCUUAAAGGGACCUUUAGUCUCAGGACCAAUGGUAACUGUUUCUCCUGCUCUUCUACAAAGUGUGAAGCCUCAAAUGACCAACAGUGCUGUAGUUCAGCAAGAAAGUGAUGACUUGUUUAUGAUGCCCAGGAUUGUUAAUGUGACCUCACUGGCCACAGAUGGAGGCCUCGGCUUAGAUGUGGGUGCCAGCAAGCAUUCUCUUGAAGGUUCUCAUGCCAAGUCAACUGACCAGACUCUAAAAGAAACCAUCAGAAAUGAGAAUACAUCCCUGGAAGAUCUGUCAAGAAACUCCUCUGGGAACAGUCACGGAGAUGGGAGAAUAGUGCCAAGGCCAACACAGGAUUUUGUGGAAAACAAAGACAUUAGUUUUCCACAAAUAGUCAAUGUUUCUAGUAUGCGGACACCUCUAGAGACCUUAUCCAGAAAAGUUUCUGGAGGAGUUGUGAGUGGGAGCCAAUGUAGGAGGAAAGAGACUGAAUCAGGAGGUGAGAGGUUGAAAUUAAAGGAGAUCCCAUUUCGCAAACUGCAGGUGAAAGAUCUUAAGGAUUCAAGUAUAGAGAUAGAGCUGAGAAAAGUGGCCUCUGCCAUUGAAGAAGCAACGCUGGACCCUAAUGAGCUUCUGUCUAGCAUGGAGGAGGAGGAUGACACAGAUGAGACACUCACCUCAUUGCUCAAUGAGAUUACCUUCCUCAAUCAGCAGCUAAAUGAUGACUCUUCCAGCAUGACUGAGCCCCCCAGCUCCAUAGGUGCAGAAUUCCCUAGGUUGGCGAAUGCCCGUCGGGCUGUUGCCAGCAAGCUGGCCUCUGGCAGUAGAGCCACUUUUCAGCUUGGCACCCUUGGGAGUAGUUUGAAAGAGCUGCCUGAGGUACAGGAAGCCAGUGGUUCCAUCAGUCCCCUCCUCUUGCACCUGGAGGAUGAUGACCUUGCUGAGGGUGAAAGGCAACCUACAGAAACAGAUGUCCUUAAGAUUGUUAUUGACCCAGAGAUAAAAGAAUCAUUUUCUUCCCAUAAAAGGCCCAGUGAUGCUGGAAAAAUGACCUCCAGCUUCCCAGCUGAGCCUGAAAACAUGUCCUCACCCCCUAUUCUUCAUAUGAAGACUGGACAAGAGAGCAGCAGCACAGAUACUUUAUGGAGGCCCAUGCCAAAAUUAGCACCUCUAGGGCUUAAAUUAGCUAAUCCUCCCAGUGAUGUAGAUGGACAGGGUCUUAAAGUGAUGCCUUGCUUGGCACCUAUAGUUGCCAAAGGAGCGCCAGUUGGGCUGAAAACUACAGUAGCAGGCCAUAAUGACCAAGAAGGACAGGAGAACAAAGUGAUGCCGACGUUAGCACCUGUGGUGGCUAAAUUGAGUAACUCUGGGCCCUCCUCUAGUCCUUCAGGCAAAAUGAGGAAGUUUGUCCAGAAGCUAAGUGAAAAAGCCUGAAACUGUUAAGGCUGUAAAGGGAAAAAAACUGCCUCCUGCUCACUCUCUUUUCUGUAGGCAUCUUCUUAUUUUUUUGUCAUGGGACUAUGGUCCUUGAAUUUGAGGGUGGGGUAAGUGAUGGGAAGUGUUGGCCCUGGAAUCAGUGCUAUGAAAUUCUGAUCAUGCUUAAGUUUGUUACCUCACUUUUGGUGCUGGGUUCCAUUAUUCUCUGGGGGAGGAUCCAUCGUUGCUGGACAUAGGGAACCCUUUUUACCAAGGAAUUUUUCCAAGCAUGGGAAAGUAGCCCCUGAUUUCUUCCUUCCAGAGAAAAAAAGCUGCUUAAAGCUGAGGAGCUGCUAUGAAUUCUGCUCCUGGUACAGUGAACUGUCUAUGCAGAUGCAGGGUUGUUUGUGUCUGAAGUUUCUGCAGAACCCAAGGAACUCGAUGAGCUUGUGCAAAGGAAUCCAGAGGAACUUAUUGGUAUACCAGGAGUUAGGGGGUGGAGGGAAUAAAUUCUGUGGAAUACCAAAGGGAGGAAUUUUCUCAGCAAAAGCUUCACUUUCCUCAUAUCAUAAACUUCCACUCCAAAAUCUUUUCUGCUAUAAGCCCAAACCUUUCAGUAGAAUAGGGAAGCUUUUAAAUGUCUCAAAGCUAAUUAGCCUAAUUCAUUUAAUAGCUAUAUUCUUUCUCACUCUCCUAAUGGGUUCCUAGAUUAGCAUUUUAUUACCCCAGAAAAUACCUCCUGGAGUACUCCUAAGGGUGUAUAUGGAAAUCCUUUCAUCCCUUCUCUGCCCUGGGUCACCCCAGUGACAACCCUGCUAAGAUAGGUUUUGGUUCACGGAGGGUAUGCUUUUUUCCCCAAGACAACAGCCAAAAAAAAAUUGUGGGGCUGUUUGCUAGAUCAAACUAGUCUCCUCUGCAUACAAGAAUGGUGCUUGGACAAGGUUUUGCUGCACUUGCACAGGGUUGUAUAGCAAAAAAAAUAAUAAUAAUAAAAAUUAAGUCAUAGCAGACACUCAUUACCAGGGAAAUAGGGCAGUAUUUGAAUCACAAGAUGUAUUUUUUAUUCUCUGCCACCAUGGAUUCAAUGAUAUAUAGAGCCUUUUCACUUAUAAGCUAUCAGGUUGUUAAGGCCUGGCAGCCUGUAUAGAUAUUUAUAUUUUUGUACACAGUUGUUUUCAUAGCUUCCUUAAAGGCUGAAGUUUUCAACCUAAGAGAUGAGAUUUGUAAUGCGUAUAGAAAUGUUUUUUCCUAUCUGGUUUGUAAAUAAGUAGGAAUCAUGGUGCACUUGAGGGGUCUCUUGGAAACUCCUGGAAGUGAGAAUCACUGCUCUGAAAUUGUACUGACUCUGGGAUCUAGCUGCUGCAUUUUGCCUUUCUUACGUAAUUGUAUUUUGGAAUGUAACCCUUGUCUUCACCACCUUCAUUGGCAGGAUUUCCUUGUGUUGUGGAACACUGGCACAAGAGCUUCCAGCUUUUGAAGCUCCUGGGCAGUGCCUAGGAGAUGCUGUCUCUUUCCUCUCCCUUCUUCUCUUUACCCUGCAUCCCACACAGCAUAUCUUCCCAAACUGGGUUUGUGAGGUUGUUUGAUAUGGUUUUGGCAGGUGAAUUCUUUCUAACUUCUGUGUUUGGCAUCCUUCCUGCCAGUCUUGAAAGAGUGGGAUGUCUUCCCUGCAGUCUUAUUAUAUACAAAGAUAUUGGCAAGGUAAGAGCCCAGUAAGUAUAAAUUCUUUGUUGGUCUUGUACUGUUAAUGCUAAGACCUAGAAGUCAUGAGCUCUGACCUCCUUGUUCCCAAAUGAAGAAAGAAGUAGGUGAAGGAUACCCCUUCCUCACCUUUUUUCCGCUUUCCAUGUCCAAAAGAUUUCAUCCAAUGCCUUAGCCAAGGAGACCAGCAUCUGCCUCCCUUGCUUGUCCCCUCUUAACUGUUCCUCCUGCCUUCUCCAGGCUCCUUUGGUGGCUGUUAGUGGAGGGUCCACUCAGCAGUAACCGAAGGAAUCAUCCUCAGGAUAAAAGGAGCAUUUUAGACUCUAAACAUUUUUCUUUCUCUUUCUUGGAAGAAAACAAAUAACCUCUUCCUAUCUGGAGGACAUGUUUGGCUCUGGUAUUGUGUAACUACACGAAGACUUGAAUAGGUGGCCCGAGGUUCUCAGGAAUAACUGCUGCAAAUGGUGUACUACCCAAUUGUGUAGUACUCUUGAGCUGCCUAAUGCUAAUAUUUGGCAAGGACAGCUUGGGAAGGGCUCAGACUUCGGAGAGAAAUAGAGUCUGCAUGUCUUUUUCCUGUAACUUGCCAGCAAUCUGAAAUCUCCAAGGCCCCCUCUUCUCCCACUAAUUUUAGUGGCUCCUCACUGAUCCCAGACUUACUCUUAUCCCAAGGGAUUGAAUGAAAAUUACGUAUGUGAUUUAUGAAAGAUGUAGCUGUGUGGAGAGGGAUUGUGAAAUCAGGACAGUGGGCUUUCACCCCCACCCUGCAAAGAGCAUGUUCUUGCUAGACCAAGAAUCCUGUUUUUUUUUUAUACAUCUGUAAAUAGAUGGAAUGUUUUUAAGAAUAUAAUAAUGUCAAAUUUAGCUUUUCCUUUUAUAUAUUAAAAAUAUAACUUUCCCUCUUUUCUGCUUUUGAAAAAUGAUUAUUUUUUUAGAAAUCUAACAAUAGGAAAUGUUUGGUGACUGACCUGAAAUAAAUCAAUCAUGUUAAUUAAAGCAGGAUCUGGUGUUGGGAGGUUUGUGCUCGUUUGGAGAGGGGGAUGGAAAUACUGAGACACACCUUAACACUGAAAGUUUAUCUUUGACUGGCCUUUUUCUUGGAAACCUCCCGCCAUACCUUUCGGGAAGAGUUUUGAGAUACUUUAAGGUGUGGGUGACUUCAAAACUUCAUAUACCAUUUAUCUCAAGUAUCUAGGUCUUAGAAGAAGUCUUUGUACCACGGUGAACUGAGGCUAGCAGUACGCAAAAGCACUGUUUUAAUUGUGGCUUUUUGGAGUUGCAAAGGACAUGGAAGACAACCUUUUUAAAAAAGUGAACAGGAAUAUCUUACUUUGAUAAACUCACUAUUAUAUUGCAGAAAAUCUCUUCCCUUUGUAGAAAAGAUUCACUGAAGAGUCCCUUUCAAUAUUGUGCUCCGUUAGUGCCUUUGUUUUGUGAUCAUUAACUACAGGUAACAUGCCAUUAUGUGAAUGCCAUGCAAAUAUUUCUCUUUGUAGAAUUUAAAAAUGAACAUAUUGUUAGAAAUGCUGUUUGAGAGCUGGAGGUCAAGUAGGUGAUACCCAACCAGUAAAAAGUGUUUUGAACAUAAA
Molecule: messenger RNA, 12928 nt
Organism: Phascolarctos cinereus (koala)
Lineage: Eukaryota; Metazoa; Chordata; Mammalia; Diprotodontia; Phascolarctidae
Source: RefSeq, a predicted model, not a curated record